Molecule: messenger RNA, 1156 nt
Organism: Phalaenopsis equestris
Lineage: Eukaryota; Viridiplantae; Streptophyta; Magnoliopsida; Asparagales; Orchidaceae
Product: homeobox-leucine zipper protein HOX6
Exons: 2
Coding region: 242-988 (248 amino acids)
Biological process (GO): positive regulation of DNA-templated transcription
Cellular component (GO): nucleus
Molecular function (GO): sequence-specific DNA binding; DNA-binding transcription factor activity, RNA polymerase II-specific
Source: RefSeq, a predicted model, not a curated record
GCGCCAACAAAAAUGGGAGAGCAAUGCGGGCCCCUAAGAAGAAAAUGACACAGGAAGAUCGAUGUGGAACAAAGUCUGAAGCAACAGGUACGUGGAAUCAAUCUGAAAGACAGCUAGCAAUCCAAGGCGGCCAAGUCCUUCACGCCACCUCCAGCCCGCCAUCUCUCCAUUGGCCUACUCCCCUCUCCCUUCUCCCUGGCAAAGCUUUUUUUCUACAACUCCCAUCACUUUUCCUUCCAGUAUGAGGGAUUUGCAGAAUGCGGCGGGGAAUUUGAUCGAUAUGAUGAUGCUGAGCAGCAGCAACAGCAGCAGUAGCGGGUAUGAGAACGAUGCUGGUUCUGCUGCUGCGGUGACAGGGGAGAAGAAGAGGAGGUUCAGUGAGGCGCAGGUGAAGUCGCUGGAGGUGAUGUUUGAGGAGCAGGCGAAGCUGGAGCCGAGGAAAAAACAGCAGCUUGCCAAGGAACUUGGGUUAGAGCCCCGGCAAGUGGCGAUAUGGUUCCAGAACAAACGCGCUCGAUGGAAAUCCAAGCAGCUGGAGCGCGCUUAUGCAGCCCUCAGCGCAGACUACGAUGCUCUCCGUUCUUCCUAUGAUACACUCCUCCACCAGAAGAAUGUCCUGUCGAUGCAGGUGCAAAGGCUAGCGGAGAUGUUGGAGGCUAAUAAUCAGCAGGAUAAAAAGGAGAGUGGCAAGCAGUUUGACAUUACUGCAACAGGAAGUGAAGCGGAUCAGACGCAGAUACUGAGCUUGUCAUCAAACACGAACAUUUCCGAUUUGAAGAAGAAAGUGAAUCCUUUUUUUGUGGGAAAGGAGGUAGAGCAUCAUCAUCAUCCGCACAAAACAAAGGAAGUAGGGGGAGGCAGGGUUUUGGUUUCGGAAGACAAUACUGAACAAAAACAGUCCUAUUUCCAUGGUAAUGGUUGGCCUUCGGAUCAGCUGAUGACUGGCGGUGGUUGCUCUCAGUGGUUGGAGUUUUUGUCUUAUGAAUAAGAUUUUCUUCGUUUGAGGUGGAAGAUUCAGUGCUGAGCCUCUCAUUUCCCUGUCAUCAUCUGAGGUGGGUGAUAUGUAUGAGGCCUAAAUGCGGCAAUAAAACAGGGGCCAUAAAAUAGAAAAUGAUGUUAUAUACCGUUGUAAAUAAGUUGCGUGGAAGUUCCUUUU